AUUAAAGUUGACUGAAUUUAUAAAUAAAUUAGAAGCCGAUAGCCGUCCCGUGUCUAGAUUCAUUGAUGCCAGUGCUACAAUUGAUGCCAGUGCUCAGCUUCCAGGAAUUCGAGUCGAGCGAAUGUUCAGCGGCAGCCUCUGCACGGGCACUUCCUUCCUCUGCCGCCUACUCCUGAUCGCUAUUGCCACCUUUGUAUCGAUAACCAACACCAGUGGGAUUGGAGUUGACACGAUAACUCCCGCCCAUCCACUCUUCGACAAUGGCACAACCGUCGUCUCCGCCGGUCAAACCUUCGUGUUGGGCUUUUUCGGCUCCGGCAGACGGUACGUCGGCAUAUGGUAUUACAAGGUGUCAGUCCAGACCGUCGUGUGGGUCGCAAAUCGUGGCCGCCCCAUCACUCGCGGCCGUGGAAUCCUCUCCUUAGCCGCCGACGGAACGCUCACCAUCGUCACCGACGCGAACUCCACCGUCCUCUGGUCCUCCUCGAGCCCAAGCGCGUCGGGGUCCCUGUCGAGUCCGGUGGCGCAGCUCCUCGAUGAUGGGAACUUCGUCAUCCGGGAGUCGGGAAGCAGCAGCAGUUAUAGAUUGUGGCAGAGCUUCGACUUCCCGACGGACACGCUGCUCCCUGGCAUGAAGCUGGGGUGGAACCUCACGAGUGGGCUAAACCGCAACCUCACGGCGUGGACAAGCGAGACCGACCCGGCACCGAGCGGAUACGCGAUGGGGGUGGACUUGGAUGGCUACCCGGAGAUAUUCCUCUGGUCGGGGACGACCAAGAAGUGGCGGACGGGGCCAUGGAACGGCCUCCGCUUCAGCGGCAUCCCCGAAAUGAAGAGCUACGAUAGGCUAUCCUUCGACUUCGUGGUCCACCGCGACGAGGUCUUCUACUCCUUCUACAUACACGAUCCGGCGUACAUCUCGAGGCUGAUCGUUAACCAGUCGGGCAUCACGCAGCGGCUUGUGUGGAUCGAGCAGGACAAACAGUGGAACCCUUUCUGGUUCGCCCCCAAGGACCAGUGCGACAACGUGUCACCGUGCGGUCCUAACGGCAUCUGCAACCCCAACGAGUCGCCCAUAUGCGACUGCCUCCCGGGGUUCCAUCCCAGGAAUCCCUCGAAUUGGGAUUUCAGGGAUGGGAGGGAUGGCUGCCUGAGGAACACAGGUCUGGACUGCCGGAAUGGCACCGAUGGGUUCACCACCGUCGUCGGCGCGAAACUUCCGGACACAUCGAGAGCCGCAGUGGACAUGAGCCUCAGCCUCGACAGCUGCAAGAUCAUGUGCUUGCAGAAUUGCUCGUGCACUGCUUAUGCCGCCGCUAACAUCUCCGGUGUUGGGAGUGGAAUCGGCUGCAUCACGUGGACUUCCGAUCUGACGGAUCUCAGGGUGUACAUCAGCGGCGGACAGGAUCUCUAUGUCCGCCUUGCCGCCUCCGAUCUCGAUCUCGCACGGGCCGAAUCAAAAGGUUCUCGAAAGAAUACUUACAUUGUCAUUGCCAUUGUGGUGCUUGCUGUGACAAUUAUCCUCCUGUCCUGUGCUGCCUUUGUUUGGAGAAAGAAGAGAAUUAGCACGAGUAUUACAGGUAAUAAUUCCUUCUCAGAGCAAUAUCUUAAUGAAGAGAAUGAAGGACAGGACUUGGAGCUGCCACUCUUUGAUUUAGGCACAAUAACAGAUGCCACCGGCAACUUCUCCAUAGCUAACAAGCUCGGCGAAGGUGGCUUUGGUCCAGUAUAUAAGGGUCAACUGGGAGAGGAACAAGAAAUAGCUGUAAAGAGGCUAUCUAAAAGCUCAGUGCAAGGAGUCGACGAAUUCAAGAACGAAGUGGUGCUGAUUGCUAAGUUACAACAUAGAAAUCUUGUUCGACUUCUUGGUUGCUGCAUUCAAGGAGAAGAAAAAAUGCUGAUCUAUGAGUAUAUGCCCAAUAAAAGUUUGGAUGCUAACUUAUUUGACAAAGCAAGAGGCGCAUUGUUGGAUUGGAGAACACGAUACAAUAUCAUAGUAGGGAUUGCACGUGGGCUUCUUUACCUCCAUCAGGAUUCUAGAUUCAGAAUUAUCCAUAGAGAUUUGAAAGCCAGCAAUGUUCUUCUAGACAAGGAUAUGAAUCCGAAAAUAUCGGACUUUGGUAUGGCAAGAAUAUUUGGUGGAGAUGAAACAGAAGCGAAUACUAGAAAAGUAGUUGGGACAUAUGGGUAUAUGGCUCCUGAAUAUGCCAUGGAUGGAGUUUUUUCAGUGAAAUCUGACGUUUUUAGUUUCGGCGUAUUAGUUAUUGAAAUUAUAAGCGGGAAAAAGAAUAGGGGAGUUUAUAACUCUUCGCGCCAAUUGAAUCUUCUUGGACAUGCAUGGAGUCUGUAUAAAGAAGGGAAAAUCUUAGAUUUAGUUGAUGAAUCAGUUGACUAUUCAUUUCCUAUUACUGAAGUCAUGAGGUGCCUAAAGAUUGGUCUCUUGUGCGUCCAAAAUCGACCAGAAGAUCGACCAACAAUGUCGUCAGUUGUGUUAAUGUUGGGCAGUGAGGAUGCUGUGCUACCACAACCAAGAGAACUAGGAUUUGUUACUAAUAGAGGUCCACUCGAGUCAGAUUCAUCAACCAGCAAGCCAGAAUCUAUAUCGACCAAUCAUUUAUCAAUCACAAUUUUUGAAGGUCGAUAAUAGUAUUUGCAUGUAGGAGUUGCAUUCAUUAUAAAUGUAAAUGUAGAUCAAAGAUUAAUAGCCUUUUGUUUUGGGUUGUUGUUGUUGUUGUUGUUGUUGUUGUUGUUGUUGUUGUUGUUGUUGUUGUUGUUGUUGAUGAUGAGUGAUACUUUCCAUGAGCCAAACCAUUACAUUUU
This is a messenger RNA of Zingiber officinale, 2820 nucleotides long. RefSeq names its product receptor-like serine/threonine-protein kinase SD1-8. Gene Ontology annotation, biological process: recognition of pollen; protein phosphorylation. Gene Ontology annotation, molecular function: ATP binding; protein serine/threonine kinase activity. Lineage: Eukaryota; Viridiplantae; Streptophyta; Magnoliopsida; Zingiberales; Zingiberaceae. The transcript is spliced from 7 exons. Bases 122 to 2644 code for a protein of 840 amino acids. The record is from RefSeq and is a predicted model, not a curated record.